AUGAAGGUCUUCGGAGCUCUUAUCAUCAUCUUCCUGCUCUCCAAUAUGGUUCUGGGUAAUGCACAACGUCGGCUUGCAUUCCUCGAACCUAAUUGCGGAUCAGCGGAUUAUAAAUAUAGAGGUAGAGUAGCAAAUGGUGAAACGGCAAGUGUCCUAGAACAUCCUUGGAUGGCAACCAUCAAAUUGGGAGAAUUCAGGUGGAAGGAAUCCACUGUAAAUGGCAUCGAAAUUUCUGCAAUUGAAAAGAUAAGUCAUCCACAAUACGAUCAUCAUCCCAAUCAUCCCAGCAAUGAUAUAGCCCUCUACAAACUGGCCAGGGCAGUGACAUAUACAAGAUAUAUCCGACCUGUUUGUCUGCCGACCAACUUCAAUCCUUUGGCAGAUACCUCGUAUUUCACUGUCACUGGUUGGGGUGACACGGAAGAGGGAUUUCCGAGCGAUGUGUUGAAAAAAGGCGUCACACAGCAACUCGAUCGCCGGGUAUGUGGGAUUAGCGGGGAUAUGUCCAAGAUUUGUGCCGGAGGCUCUAGCUCUAAUACGUGCCAGGGAGACUCGGGAGGACCAAUCACGGGCUUUUAUUCUACGGCAGGCACAUACAUUGUCGUCCAGCUGGGUAUCGCCAGUUAUGGAGGUCUAACUUGCCCAUCGAAUGCAGUCUAUACGAAUGUGAUGUACCAUAUAGACUGGAUCAAGGAUAUCGUUCAAGGGGUUCCCAACCUACAAUCAGUUGAUCCACACAGUCCUAAGAUGAAGCUCUGCGGAAAGGCAUUACUGGCAGUGUUGGCCUGCUUUUCGCUAUCUCACGGCCAGGAUGCAGGUGAAUUUCUGGAGGAACCCUGUGGACUUCCUCCGCAACGAAACAAAUUGGUUGGAGCCCAAGUAGCCCAGAUAGCUACCACUCCAUGGAUGGCAAUUAUUAUUGGUUCGGAGGGUUUCCGGUGUGGCGCCUCUCUGAUCACAAGCCGUUUUGUUCUGUCGGCUGCCCACUGUCUCGGCGGCGGACCACUCAAGGUGCGUUUGGGCGAGUACGAUCGAGAGACGGAGCAGGAUUGCAGGCACUCGUAUUGCCUAGACAAAGCCCAGGAAUUCGAUGUGGAUGCCACGUUCAUCCAUCAGGCCUAUCAACAAGAAAGGCAUGACCUAGCUCUAUUGAGACUGUCCCCGCGGGUCCAAUAUACAGCUAACAUCUUUCCCAUUUGUGUGCUCCUGAGACCCUCGGUUCCCAAUCUGGAAGAUCAUGUUGUCAAAUUCAGUGUCUAUGGCUGGGGCAAGACAGAGACUGGACAAUCAAGUCCGUUACUCCGAAGGACAACGCUAUAUAAUCUGAACCGAACCGCCUGCGCAGAGCAGUAUCCGGAUGCGAACAUCGAUCGGGAUCAUAUUUGUGGUCAACGCUUUGGUGCGAGUACUUGCAAUGGUGACUCUGGCGGUCCCCUGGGUGCUAGAAUAAUAUAUAAUCGCAAGGAUAUAAUGAUCCUAUUUGGAAUUGUUAGCUUCGGGGGACAGAUUUGCGAGAAUGCCACUGUUUUUACAAACGUUAUGGCACAUUUGGAUUGGAUCCGGAAUAUUGUUCGAAUAGGAGAGACAGUGUAA
Drosophila serrata is the source of this 1593-nucleotide messenger RNA. RefSeq names its product phenoloxidase-activating enzyme 1. Gene Ontology annotation, biological process: proteolysis. The record is from RefSeq and is a predicted model, not a curated record. Lineage: Eukaryota; Metazoa; Arthropoda; Insecta; Diptera; Drosophilidae. Gene Ontology annotation, molecular function: serine-type endopeptidase activity.